This is a messenger RNA of Arvicanthis niloticus (Nile rat), 4832 nucleotides long. It is a transcript of the gene Taf3, whose product is annotated as TATA-box binding protein associated factor 3. Gene Ontology annotation, cellular component: transcription factor TFIID complex. The record is from RefSeq and is a predicted model, not a curated record. Gene Ontology annotation, biological process: positive regulation of transcription by RNA polymerase II. Gene Ontology annotation, molecular function: p53 binding; transcription factor binding; protein heterodimerization activity. Lineage: Eukaryota; Metazoa; Chordata; Mammalia; Rodentia; Muridae.
GCCGUCCAGCGGGAGGCGGAGCGAGUCCAAAAUGGCGGCUCUCAGGCUGGCGCGCUCCGUGCUGCUGAGGCUUUGAGGUGGUCGCUCGGGGCCGGAGGGGGACGAUUUCCCCGCCGCGGGGCCCCCAGAGAAUGAAUCGGGGGCUCUGCUGAGGCGAGGCGGCAGGGCUGGAGAACAGUGGCAGCAAAGGGCUGCGGUGGCGUCCACGCAGCGGGAUGUGCGAGAGUUACUCCAGGUCGUUGUUGAGGGUCUCGGUGGCGCAGAUCUGCCAGGCGCUGGGCUGGGACUCGGUGCAGCUCAGUGCCUGCCACCUCCUCACCGACGUCCUGCAGCGCUAUCUGCAGCAGCUGGGCCGGGGCUGCCAUCGGUACUCUGAACUCUAUGGCCGAACAGACCCCAUUUUGGAUGAUGUUGGUGAAGCCUUCCAACUUAUGGGGGUUAAUCUGCAUGAACUAGAAGACUAUAUUCAUAAUAUUGAACCUGUCACUUUCCCACAUCAAAUUCCUUCAUUUCCUGUUAGCAAGAACAAUGUCCUUCAGUUUCCUCAGCCGGGAAGUAAAGAUGCAGAGGAAAGAAAAGACUACAUUCCGGAUUACCUGCCCCCCAUUGUGUCUUCUCAAGAAGAGGAGGAAGAGGAGCAGGUGCCCACUGAUGGGGGCACCUCAGCAGAAGCCAUGCAGGUACCCUUGGAAGAAGAUGAUGAAAUGGAGGAGGAGGAAGUUAUCAAUGAUGAGAACUUCUUGGGUAAGAGGCCACUGGACAGUCCUGAAGUGGAAGAAAUGCCCACCAUGAAGCGCCCACGACUCCUGAGCACUAAAGGGGACUCCCUAGAUGUUGUAUUGUUAGAAGCACGAGAACCUCUCAGCUCAAUAAAUCCACAGAAGAUCCCACCAAUGCUUUCUCCUGUGCAUGUCCAGGACAGUACUGAUAUGGCCCCUCCAUCACCAGACCCCCCCAUGCUGGCUCCAUUUGCAAAGUCACAACUACCAAUUGCAAAGCCAUUAGAAACAAAAUCAUUUACACCGAAAACAAAGACUAAAGCUAGCUCUCCAGGUCAGAAAACUAAAUCACCCAAGGCUACCCUAUCACCAGCAAGGCUUGGAAGUCCUAUUCGGUCACCAAAAACCAUCCCCAAAGAAAAGAAAUCACCCGGACGUUCUAAGAGCCCCAAGAGUCCUAAGAGCCCCAAGAUUGUAACUCAUGUUCCCCAACCCCCUGUCAGACCUGAAACACCAAAUAGGACCCCUUCAGCUAUGCUGCUUGAAAAAACUGUUAAAGAGACCAUCCCGGUGAAACCAACACAGACUCCCCCAGAAGUUGGGAAGCUGAACAUUGAAAUGCAGCUGAAGAAGGGUAUAGUAACAGACAAAACCAUCGAUGACUCCAUCGAUGCUGUGAUCGCACGCGCCUGUGCAGAGCGGGAGCCAGACCCUUUCGAGUUCUCUUCCGGAUCAGAAUCGGAGGGAGACACUUUUACAAGUCCUAAGAGGAUUUCAGGGUCAGAGUGCACCACUCCAAAAGCUUCUACUUCCUCUAAUAACUUCACCAAAUCCCUGGCUACUCCUCUGCCUCUCUCUGGCGGAACCUCAAGUUCGGAUAACUCAUGGACAAUGGAUGCCUCUAUUGAUGAGGUGGUACGGAAGGCAAAGCUGGGAACCCCUUCCAACAUGCCUCCCACCUUCCCAUAUAUCUCUUCUCCCUCCAUUUCUCCUCCCACUCCCGAGCCUCUGCACAAGGGGCAUGAGGAGAAAACCAAGCUGCCUUCAUCUGUGGAUGUAAAGAAGAAGUUGAAAAAAGAACUGAAGACUAAGUUGAAAAAGAAAGAAAAGCAGCGGGACAGAGAGAGGGAGAGAGAGAGAAACAAAGAAAGAAGCAAAGAGAAGGAUAAAAUGAGAGAGAGGGAGAAGGAGAAGGAGGCUGGGAAGGAAGUUAAGUACCCAUGGAAGGAGCUGAUGAAAGAUGAAGAUUCCGAUCCCUAUAAGUUUAAAAUCAAAGAAUUUGAAGACAUCGAUGCGAAAGUGCGAUUGAAAGAUGGGAUCAUGAGGAGAGAGAAAGAGAAGCAUAAGGACAAGAAGAAAGAUCGAGAAAGAGGCAAGCGAGAGAAAGAUAAGCGAGAAAGGGAAAGGCUUAAAGAAAAAAGCAGAGAAGACAAGAUAAAGGCCCCUCCAACGCAGCUGGUGUUGCCCCCAAAAGAAAUGGCGCUACCUUUGUUCAGUCCUUCAGCAGUGAGGGUCCCGGCCAUGCUGCCAGCCUUUUCACCAAUGCUCCCAGAAAAACUGUUUGAGGAAAAAGAGAAGCCCAAGGAGAAAGAAAGGAAAAAGGACAAAAAGGAGAAGAAGAAGAAGAAAGAGAAAGAGAAGGAAAAGGAGAAGAAAGAGAGGGAGAGGGAGAAGGAGAAAAGGGAGAGAGAGAAGAAAGAGAAAGAAAAGGAGAAACACAAGCAUGAAAAAAUAAAAGUGGAGCCUGUCAUCCCAGCCCCAAGUCCAGUUAUCCCCAGGUUGACUCUGCGAGUUGGCGCUGGCCAAGACAAGAUUGUCAUCAGCAAGGUGGUGCCAGCCCCGGAGGCUAAGCCUGCUCCGUCUCUGAACAGACCUAAAACCCCACCUCCAGUCCCGGUCCCCAUUCCUGUUCGAGUGAGCCCUACUCCCCUGCCACCACCACUCCUCACUCAGGCUGCCGUGUGCCCAGCCCUGAUGCCAUCCCCAGCUCCUGCCCUCUCUGCAGCAGGGAGUGCCAAAGCCCCGGUGCGGAGCGUAGUGACAGAGACAGUCAGCACUUACGUGAUCCGUGAUGAGUGGGGCAAUCAGAUCUGGAUCUGUCCAGGGUGCAACAAGCCUGAUGACGGGAGCCCGAUGAUUGGCUGUGACGACUGUGACGAUUGGUACCACUGGCCCUGUGUGGGAAUCAUGGCUGCUCCUCCAGAAGAGAUGCAGUGGUUCUGCCCGAAGUGUGCCAACAAGAUAAAGAAAGACAAGAAGCACAAGAAGAGGAAGCACCGGGCACACUGACGUCAGCGUGGGCAGGACUGCUGCCCUGCACCAGGUCGGGGCUGAGCUGGUUCUGCCAUCCUGUCUCUCCCGGGCCCUGUGGACAGUGCAUCCCCCAAGGAGCAAGGACAAGAAAAUGCCAUGGCUCUGGAUGCUCCCUCCCGAAACACAUGGGCCUGAGCUCCCACAGCGUGUGUUGCUGAAGAAAAACUCCAGUGGAGGCCCGGUCUGGGGGCCGGCACCUCCAUCUGCCUAUUACCAGUGACAAGUAUUAAUAAAGACACACACAUCUGCCCUCUUGAUCUCCUUUCUUCUCUCCAGAACCUUUCAUUACGGUAUUAGAUAAGAAGGUAAUGUACAAAUGCCUUGACUGCUUGAAGGGUGCAUCACUAGCUACAGUUGGCAAGCCCGCUCCCUCCACAGUGAGAUAAUCAUAAGGAAAGAACGCUCCAGUCAGAGGACUGGGAAAUAUUUUUGUGAUGAGAGUAUAUGAAGCUCCCCGCCACCCGACUUUUCUUACUGACGUGUACAAUGUUCAGGCUUUUGUGAGAUACCUUAUAUUUUUUAAGAAAAAGGUUUCUAUCAUGUCCUGUCCACCUCUGUGCAAAUUCUUUUCAUUUGGCCUAUUUUAUAACUUGGUUGCAUUCUUAUUCCACUGUGUGAACUGCUGGAGUCCCCUCUCGCUGCGUGUGCAUCUCAUCAACUUGUAUAAAACUCUUGAUACUGAGAAGAAUUCCCCCUCACUGUAAAUAAUAAAUAUUUAUGAAGUAGUUAUUUUUAAAAUUUUUUUAUCGUGUUUAAUUCUGGCUUUCUCUGGAAUCCGCUGUGAUUUCAGCCAUGUCUGUAAUUGCUGCUGUGCAUAGGCAAAGAAGAGAGAAAGAGGACCCAGAGCCAUGCCCCUCCCCGGGCCCACAUGGUGGGCGAGGACCCCAGCAACUGGAAGGAAACAAGGCAAUUGACAUCUCGAGUUGAUGGUUUAAAAUUGUUUUGUUUUGUUGUAUAUUUUCUGUAAAUUUCUCUCACUUUUACUAAAAAGGACAUGUAGUUUCCACAAAAGUAAAAAGAAAAAAAAAAAAAGAAAGAAAAAAUACUGUAGCAUUUUGUGUUUAUAUUGUUUUAUUUCUACAGAUUUGUUCAUGAAUAUUGUGCUUUAAGGUUGAAAUGAAGUAUAUUAUGAAUUUUUUUAAGAAAAAUCAUCAAAUUUCAGGGUAUCACAAAACUUUCUUAUAUUACUAUACUGCCCACUAUUUAUUAUAUGUUAUAGAUAUCUGAAACGUAAACCAAAUGUUUUAUUUUUAAUGUAAAAAAGAACCCAUCAAAUUUAACUUUAUUAGCAUAUUUUAGUGACUUUGGAAUAACUAUGGACUUUUACUUGAUUUUGAAAUAACCCCAAUCCGGGCAUGUGUGAAGGCUAUCUUGAAUGUUAGAAUGUGGGAUUUGAACCUAAUGCAAAUAUAUGAAUAGAAAUGUGAUUUGUUUUUACUGCCAACUCAGUUGACAUUAGCAUUAUAAUAACUCCUAUUUUGAGACAUAUAAUGUGGUUUCAGACAUGCGGUUCUCUGCCUUGAUGUUAAAUUGCAGAACAGUGGAAACGGAGUCAACCUGUGAAGAGUGUCGAAGCGACCACCCUCCUUGUUCUAGAAGCCAGAAGUUUCCAUCACCCCCCACACACUGCACCCGAAGAAGUAUCUAUGUUGAGAAGUGUCUCUUUUCUUUUUCAUCCAUUAGAGAUCAUUCUAAAUACUUUAUACAAUAUUUUCACAUGCACAAGUAUACCCGUUAGUGCUCUUUGGAGACGACAAAGGGUGGGGGAAGUGCAAAAUAAAGAUUAUUGGCUGUUUCGUA